AUGUUAUCUAGAGGAGUUAAUUCAAGUUUAAAGAGAACUGCACAGAGAGCACUCAAGUCAAGUGUCGCCACCACUAGUUUGAAAUUUGCUAGUGUUGAAGCAACUAGAUCUCUCCAUAGUCAACCAAUUGCUCGUUCUACUAUCAACCACAACAGUAACUACAAAUUUGCUUCCUCAUCGUUAGGUUCCGUCAGAUAUGCGUCGACAAAAGUUAAGGUACCAGAUAUGGCUGAAUCCAUCACUGAAGGUACUUUAGCUGCUUUCAACAAAGAAGUUGGAGAUUUUGUAAACCAAGAUGAAACUAUUGCCACCAUUGAAACUGACAAAAUUGAUGUCGAGGUUAAUGCACCAGUCAGUGGUACUAUAACAAAGUUUUUAGUCGAUGUUGAAGCCACUGUUGAAGUUGGACAAGAAAUUGCUGAAAUUGAAGAAGGUGAAGCACCAGAAGGCGGUGCCAAGAAGGAAGAAACAGAAUCAGCCAAGCCUAAAGAUGAUGAAGGAGAAAAGAAGGAAGAACCAAAGAAAGAGGAGCCAAAGAAGCAAGAAUCAGAAUCGAAACCAGCUCCUGCCAAAAAAGAAGAACCAGAAAAGGAAUCAAAAUCAGCACCUCAAAAGAAGGAAAGUUCAUCAUCAGACACUGCACCAACUUUUACCAACUUUUCCAGAAAUGAAGAAAGAGUCAAGAUGAACAGAAUGAGAUUGAGAAUUGCUGAACGUCUUAAGGAAUCGCAAAACACUGCUGCUUCGUUGACUACUUUCAACGAAGUUGAUAUGUCCAACUUGAUGGAAAUGAGAAAAUUAUACAAGGAUGAAUUUUUAGAAAAGACUGGUAUCAAGUUGGGUUUCAUGGGUGCUUUCUCGAAAGCUGCUUGUUUAGCUGCCAAGGAUAUCCCAGCCGUCAAUGCCGCUAUUGAAAACAAUGAUACUUUAGUAUUUAGAGAUUACACCGAUAUUUCAAUUGCCGUGGCCACCCCCAAGGGUUUAGUCACUCCAAUUGUGCGUAAUGCCGAAUCAAGAUCCAUUUUGGGAAUUGAACAAGAAAUUUCCAACUUGGGUAAAAAGGCCAGAGACGGUAAGUUAGCUUUGGAAGACAUGGUUGGUGGUACAUUCACCAUCUCCAACGGAGGUGUCUUUGGUUCAUUAUAUGGUACACCAAUCAUCAAUAUGCCGCAAACUGCUGUUUUGGGAUUGCAUGGUGUAAAACAAAGACCAGUUACCGUAAAUGGACAAAUUGUUUCGCGUCCAAUGAUGUACUUGGCCUUGACUUAUGAUCACAGAGUUUUAGAUGGUAGAGAAGCAGUAACAUUUUUAAAGACAAUUAAAGAGUUGAUUGAAGAUCCAAGAAAGAUGUUGCUUUUAGAGUAA
This is a messenger RNA of Lodderomyces margitis, 1365 nucleotides long. RefSeq names its product alpha-ketoglutarate dehydrogenase (gene KGD2). Lineage: Eukaryota; Fungi; Ascomycota; Pichiomycetes; Serinales; Debaryomycetaceae. The transcript has a single exon. Bases 1 to 1365 code for a protein of 454 amino acids. Gene Ontology annotation, biological process: tricarboxylic acid cycle. The record is from RefSeq and is a predicted model, not a curated record. Gene Ontology annotation, molecular function: dihydrolipoyllysine-residue succinyltransferase activity. Gene Ontology annotation, cellular component: oxoglutarate dehydrogenase complex.